Cylicostephanus goldi is the source of this 351-nucleotide messenger RNA. The record is from the annotation of a GenBank genome assembly. NCBI's taxonomy places the organism in Eukaryota, Metazoa, Nematoda, Chromadorea, Rhabditida, Strongylidae.
AUUCACAUGAUGUGGUUCCGAAUAGAGGAUUGCCUACCGGAUAUUGAAAGACUGAUUCGAAUCGAAGCUAGUGGAGGAGCUGUCUUAUUUGGUGGUGGAGCACAUACAGCACCCGCGAAGGAGAUGACUAAAAAAGAGAUUGAAGAAAAAGCUCGACAUCUCAUUCUCAAGUACAGUCAAGACUACGUGAAAGAUUCUGCAAGGUAUCGCCUCGUAUUCCCUAAUAGACCCGCGUUAGGCGUGAGUGAUUAUACCCCCAAACACUGCCCGAAGCAGCUCUGCUUGUGUCAGUACAUCGAUAAGAAUCACUUUAACCGUCCGCAGAAGAAGUGGUACUCGCAUUUUGUAUAG